AUGCCACAGAACCAGGCGGCGGCGGCGUACGAUGACGUGACGCGAAAGCGGAAAGACGACUGGAGUAGUCAGCAGGUGGCGUUUCGGCACUUCAACAACUUUGUAAAGAAGACCUUGAUCCAGUUUUCUCUGGACUGCGUGUUGACCAAUGCGGCUGCCUCGCCGUCAGAAGGUGCGGCGGUUCUCGAUCUUGCCAGUGGACGAGGCGGAGACAUCGGUAAGUGGUUUUUCAUGCAAAGUCCCGCGCAGAGCAACCCCCGUGCACCGUCGUCUGUCCUGCACACCUCCGUCUACGACUGCUACGAUGUCUCUCUCGAGUGCAUCAACGAGGCGGAGAGACGGUGUAAGGAUAUGAUAGCUGCCAUGGAGAAACCACCGCAGUGCUGUGCCUCGUUCACCGUGGCUGACUGUUUCACGGAGUCGUUUCUACGAGGCACCUUACCCUGCUCUCCGCAUUUUGGUCGCUACAGCGUUGUGUCGAUUCAGUUUGCAUUCCACUAUGCCUGCAAGAGUCUCGAUCUCAUCCGCAACGUCUUCUCCGCUGUUUCUGAUGCUCUCGCUCCCGGUGGUGUGGUGCUCAUCACGACAGUCGACAUAGCGAUGCUCUCCAAACGGGCGGUGGAGGGCACGUUAGGCAACGAGCUGUACAGCAUCUCUUUUCCCAAUCCACCCGAGUACGCCGCAGCCUCCAACGGCAACACCUUGCUUGUCACGGGCACUGAAUACCACUUCCGCCUGGAUGGCUUCGUCGACUGCCCAGAAUACGUGGUGCCGUACGAUGCGGUGGUGCAAAUCGCGAGUGACGCCCGACUGCGGCUCUGCGAGCACAUGUCGAAGCCUUUCUCCGAGUUUGUGCCGGACUACUCCGCAAGCUGGAAGGCAAACAAGGGCAACAAGCUCAGUCAGGCAGAACUGGAGCUUGUGACCUUGUACCGCGCUCUGUGCUUCGUGAAGGAGAAGGUGGCACUCUAG
Messenger RNA from Leishmania mexicana MHOM/GT/2001/U1103, 972 nucleotides. Its product is annotated as putative mRNA capping methyltransferase. Gene Ontology annotation, cellular component: nucleus. Bases 1 to 972 code for a protein of 323 amino acids. Lineage: Eukaryota; Euglenozoa; Kinetoplastea; Trypanosomatida; Trypanosomatidae. The transcript has a single exon. Gene Ontology annotation, molecular function: mRNA 5'-cap (guanine-N7-)-methyltransferase activity. The record is from RefSeq and is a predicted model, not a curated record. Gene Ontology annotation, biological process: 7-methylguanosine mRNA capping.